GGUAAUUUCCACUGUGCCCGCACACUAAAAGAGCUUCGGUGUCCUGGCGGGUAUUUCUAUAUCCAAUGUUUGCAAUCACUUCUAUUACUACUAGUCUAGUAUAUCUUUCGCAUCUCGUUCCCACCUAUUCUUGGAUUCCACAAUAGCCUUGGCUUGGGACACAUCUCCCUCUGGAUCCUCUUUCUCGUUGCUCAAGCUGGAUCCUCAAUGCACUACCGGGCUGGGAACUGAGUCUUGUGCCCCAGGAAGCGAGAUUAUCCGCGGGCUUUCGGAUGCCUCGACCGGUCGCACAAUACGUGCGAACGCUGUCACGACAGCGGCCUGAGAAAUUUCCGUCAUAAGGUAAUAAAUUCUCCUUGUGGGGCGCGCCCUACGCCCUACCAAAUAAAAGGAGCGGCUUGAAGAGGACAAGUUUCGAGUUUGCGCCUCCACAGCUGUGCCCGCCCCACCCGACGCCCAGACCCGAUCGCCCCGAUCUGUCUCGGAGGCGUAGAGUCGCGGCGGCUGCAGUGCAAGAUUCAUGCACGCGCUAAGGGACAAACGUCCAGAUUCACAUCCUCAUCAAGAGCCUUCCGCCAAACCCGACGACGGGCCCCGCUCGACCGCCAAACGAACACUGAGCCGCCCGUUUCUUUGACGACAUGCCGGCUUCAGCCACGAGCGAACAAUUACUUUGCAAGCCAACAGGGACCGGAUGGCAUGAUCGAUGGGCUCUGAUAAGCCGAAGAAAUCUUGUUAUCACUGCACAAAGAGGAGGAUAGUGUGUGAUCUGACAGAGCCCAAGUGCAACAAGUGCGCUAAGAAGGGGCUUGACUGCCCCGGAUAUGGCAUCAGAUAUCGCUUCGCCGACAAGAAGACAACCUCGUCAGCCGAAUUUGAGCCGGCUGAAAGCUCACGGCGCGCCUCGUCCUCGUCCUCGUCAUCGGCGUUCUCGUCUGCUGCCAAGCGCCGGCAACCUGACCUGAAAUGGGUUGACGUGUCUAGUCGAGUGAAGAGGGCGAGGGGAAGUACUGACGAGGGGCAAGGCAGAGAUGCCGCGACAGGUACAGCGCCUUCAGGCCCAGCCAGUGGGCCUUCUGGGAUCUGUUUGGAUAUCGCUCUGCAUAAGAGAGGCCCUAAACCUCCCGGCCCGGGUCGACGACCAAACGGGCGUGGAGGCCAUGAUGACCAAUUUUUGGCUGGAUAUACCGGGGAUAACUCAACUUACUGGACCUCUGAAUCUUCGUCCACGGACAGUGAUGAGAACGACGUUAUCGAAAUCACACGAACGGGUGACUUCGGCACACUAGCCUGUCCGGACUUCUCACCGAUACCGAUGUGCCUACCCUCACUACUCUCAAACCCAGACCCACGCAUACGUCUCCUCUUCAAGCACUUCUCGACCCACGUCUCGCCUGUAAUGCUCAUGUACGAUGAUGAGGCCAACGGCUAUAGACGCCAGAUACUUCCCCUCGCACAUGCUGACCCCAUCGUCGAGCGCGCCGUGUGCGUCGCCGCGGCGUUCCACCUGUCUCGACAGGUGCCGGAGCUUCGACUGCCUGCCGAAACUGGCCGUGCUGCCAUCGUCAGCAAGCUGUCGUCCGAGGUUGACCUCAGCGACUCGACAUGGGCCACCAUCAUCCUGCUCAUUGUCGCGGACCUGGUGACGGGUCAUGAACAUGUACUAACUCUUUACAAAAUGCUAAUCGCCUUCCUCGAUGCGAGAGGGAUUGGGGAGGAUGCAGAAUUACUACCGCUACAGAAAUUUCUGUAUAACCAAUCCAAACUGAUAUCAUUCUUCGCCUACCCAAUACUGGGCGAGUCCAAGGCACUGGCCGACUUCUCCAAGUUCCUCAACGAGCUCAUGGCGAGCCGCGCGCAGAUGGCCCAGCGCCAGCGCCAGAGCGUCGAGUUCCUCGUCGCCACGGACCAGCUCCCCACGAGCACCGAGGGGCUCUUCGACAUGCGCACGCGGCUGUACAUGGAGAUCACGCGGGCGGCGACGGAGAUCUACGUGCUGCGCGCGCGCAGCCCGGACGACAACCCCCUCGAGUCGGCCGGGGACAGGAGGCUGGAGACGACCGUCCUGCCGCUGCUCUCGAACCUCGAGGCCACCGAGACCGCCAUGGACGAGGCGUACAGCCCCAUCGAGAGCAUGCCGGACCGCAUCGCCCACAUCCGGGGCCUCUUUGAGCAGGUCGACCCGUCCGCCCCCGGCUCGCACACCAUCGUCUGGCCCGCGUUCAUCGCGGCGGCCGAGUCCCGCGAGGAGGACAACAGGGAGUUCUUCUCGUCGAUCCUGAGGCGGCUGUGGCAGUCGACUGGGUAUGCCAAUGUGCUGCGCGGGCUGGAUGCGCUGCCGAAGCUGUGGGAGAGGCAGGGCAAGGGCCAGAGGUGGACGGCUGCCUUGCAGGAGCUCAAGACUGUCGUGAUGUGAGGUAGCUGACUGUUGCAUGCGCGGAACUCGGUUGUGUUAUGGUGGUUGUGUUUGCAUCAUGUCGAUUCAUUAUAUUAGAGAUAUCCACGGGAAAUAAACGCCAGUUUCAAAGUUCAGCGGACGGUCUGGGCUCCACUCUACGUACUACCGUCGACGAAAACCAUCGCCUCAGAAGAUAUCCGUGACGAACCUCUCGUUCCUCAUCUGCUUGACAAAAGCAUCAACCUCCUCCGGCGUGUAGUCCUUCCCAUUCCUCUUGGCCCCGGCAGCAAUCAACCGUCUCGCCACCGCCCCAAUCCCCUUGGCCAGGCUCUUACUCCCGCAGAUAUAAAACCUCGCCCCCUCGAGCCACAGCUGGUCGAUGUCCUCCCGGUCCCUGAGCAUCCGGUCCUGCACAUACUUACACCGCUGCCCCUCCGCCUCCCCCUCCGCCUCCUCACCCUCACGCCCGCCCCCCUCGUGGUGCUGACUAAACACCCACCUGACAUCCACGGCCCCCAGCGCCGCCCAGGCUUCAAACUCCUCCCUGUAGAGCUGAUCCCGCCCCGGCCGCCGGCACCCCGCGAACAACACCGCGGGCGCCAGCGCCUUGCCGCCCUCGGCGAUGAGCGUCGCCCGCUCCUGCACGAAGCCCCGGAACGGCGCGAUCCCGCUGCCGUUGCACAUCAUCACCACGGGCGUGGCGGCCAUGUCCAGCGGGAGCCGGAAGUACCUGUUGGUGCUCCGGACCGAGACGAGGGCGCGGUCGCCCGGGGACAGGGAGCGCAUGUAGGAUCCUGCCACGCCGAGGAAGCGGUGUUCCUGUCCACAUGCACCCUUGACAUCGUGUGUCGGACCGGUGGGGGAGCCCCCGCCGUUUGGCUGGUACCAGGCCGGGGCGUCGAGGACGGCGUAUGUCAGGGUGGCGGAGGUGGGGGAGGCGAGGGGCGAGGACGAGAUGGAGUAGUGCCUGGUGCGCAUCGGCGGCAGCAGGGAGAGGAACGUGGCGAAGGGCAGGGGGAUGUCGGUCUUGUGUCUCGUCAGGAUGUCGAGGAUGGUGAUGCGCUUCUCGAUCACCUCCGCGGCGAAUGUCUCUGGGGAAAGAUAACCUGCCAGAGUCCCCUUCACGGCCGGGGAGCCGCACACCGAGGCCAUCACCUCGAUGUCCUGCUUCGUCGCCGGCUGGGAGAUCUCCACGUAGCCCUGGAGCAGGUCGAAGAUGGCGAUGGGCUUGCCAGUGGGGAGCGAGGUCGCCGAGCCCUGCUUGAUCGUGAUCAUGCCAUCCCACGGCAGGCUGAAGUGGUUCAUAACCCGCCUGACGUACUCCUUGGGAUUCAGAGGCAGCACGGCGAGGUAGUCUCCCGCGGAAUACGUCAUGUUCGAUGGGAGUUCGAUCUCGAUAUGGCGCUUCUCCGGCUCGCCAUCUGCGGUGAGGAUUUUGGUGUCGACCACGUUGGCCCAUUGCACAUUCUGUUGAAGGUGUGCGGCGCGUUCCUCGGUAGUGAGCUCGAUCUCGAUGGUCGGGACGGUGGAGAACUGGGACGAGUCUUUGGUAGACGUCAAGUAUGGGCCGAGUGCCGGCCAUAGUUUCCCAGUGGUCCAUGUCUCGAAGUCGCCGAAUGUAUCCUGCUUGCUCACGUCUGAUGAUCCACGGGCUGCGAGUCUCUCGGCGCCCAGGGCCGGAAGAAUCUCAUCUACCGACGUCGGGAUCUUCUGGAACGUGGAUGCCCAAUCGCUGUGACCACAUCCGAAGACUGCAUACUUGACUCUCUCGAGCUUCUUGGUCU
Messenger RNA from Diaporthe batatas, 4182 nucleotides. RefSeq lists its product as uncharacterized. Gene Ontology annotation, molecular function: transcription cis-regulatory region binding; DNA-binding transcription factor activity, RNA polymerase II-specific; zinc ion binding. The record is from RefSeq and is a predicted model, not a curated record. Gene Ontology annotation, cellular component: nucleus. Gene Ontology annotation, biological process: positive regulation of transcription by RNA polymerase II. Bases 707 to 2416 code for a protein of 569 amino acids. NCBI's taxonomy places the organism in Eukaryota, Fungi, Ascomycota, Sordariomycetes, Diaporthales, Diaporthaceae. The transcript is spliced from 4 exons.